AUGCCUUUAAACUUAAAGCCAAUGACCAACUGUGACGUAACACAUGAAGGAUCUUGUCAUUGUGGAGCGGUUAAAUGGACAGUCCGUGCCCCAGAAGUAUUGGAAUGUAUAAAAUGCAACUGCUCAAUAUGCAAAAAGAAAUCGAAUGACCACUACAUUGUUACGAAGGAGAGAUUUACGUUAUUACAGGGUGAAGAGAACCUGGUCACGUACACCUUCAACACUCACCAGGCAAAGCAUCGUUUUUGUGGAAUUUGUGGUGUGCAAUCAUUUUAUGUGCCAAGGUCCAACCCUGAUUGCAUUGGUGUUAUGCCGCACUGCAUAGACUCACCAACUGUGAAAGAGCUUCGAUUCUCAACUUUUAAUGGACAGAACUGGGAAGAGGAGAUGACAAAGAAGGCUCCAGUUGCACAUUGA
Messenger RNA from Necator americanus (New World hookworm), 417 nucleotides. RefSeq lists its product as uncharacterized. The transcript is spliced from 4 exons. Gene Ontology annotation, molecular function: carbon-sulfur lyase activity. The record is from RefSeq and is a predicted model, not a curated record. Bases 1 to 417 code for a protein of 138 amino acids. NCBI's taxonomy places the organism in Eukaryota, Metazoa, Nematoda, Chromadorea, Rhabditida, Ancylostomatidae.